Messenger RNA from Zootoca vivipara (common lizard), 6484 nucleotides. It is a transcript of the gene ZSWIM2, whose product is annotated as zinc finger SWIM-type containing 2. Gene Ontology annotation, molecular function: ubiquitin protein ligase activity; zinc ion binding. The record is from RefSeq and is a predicted model, not a curated record. Lineage: Eukaryota; Metazoa; Chordata; Lepidosauria; Squamata; Lacertidae.
AGUUGUAUAGAAAAGGAAAUAUAUGUUCAUUUUGGUAUGUUUUCUUAAAUGUAUUUUUAAAAAUAUGAUUAACUUACAACAGCCUUUACCGACUCUUGUGUCUUCCACAUGUUUUGGACUACAGCUCCCAUCAGCUCCACCAGACGGUGCUGCUUGGGGUUGGUGGGAGUUGCAAGUCCAAAAUAACUGGAGGGCUCCAGGUUGGCAUAGACUAAUGAACAGUAUCCUGAACUGGAGUACCUGGUCAACACUGUGAUGACUGUUAACCUUCAUAGGGUAACAUAGUCACUGAUGUGUUGAAACAGAUGGAUUUGGGGAAUAACAAAAUAGCUCUGUGUUGCCUGAAGUGAGCGAUGGAAACUCAUUGUUUUGGAAAUUUUUGUAGUUUGUAAUUCUCACCUAGGAAGGACACAUGGAAAUGUGAGUGCUUGGUAUGGAACAUGCAACUUGUAUAUUAAAAGUAUUUUGAGAAGCUAAAUGCUGUAUUCAUAUUUUAUUAAGUGACUGUUUCACUGUUGUCAUAUUACAUUACUUAUUGUCUUUAAUAGUCUUGAACACAAAGCUAGAAUCACAUAUUUGGCCAGACAGUGAGCUUUUAUAUGUAAUGUGGCACAUAAUAUGUGGAUCCGGCCUUGCCUUCAAGAAUGUUAACCACAAUAAGUACAGGACUCAAGAGCAUGUACAGUUCAACUAUCCUUUCCAGCUUUGAUGUGCGUUACUGUCCAUCCACUCUGUAAAAGAGUUGGCAUUUCUGUGCUUCUGAUUCCCUGUUCUCAAGUGUGGGUUUCUCAGACAACAUCUAAUGCCUUGCAAAAUGCAUCUGUAAUACAAUAACCAUUUACCUGGGAACAGGUCCAAUUGGAACUCAUUGGAAUUUAUCAUAGGCAUGCAUAAGAUUGAUAUUCUGGGUGCCUCCUGACUGCUAUAUUGGAUUAGUUGGCAGAAACAUAAAUGAGUUAAGCAUCAUAUAGCUAGAGCUCAAAAAAUACAAAAAGAGAUUAUAGAAGGUUUUACUUCCUGAGAAGUAGUUAUAAACUAAUCAAAGAAUCUCUAAGCAGUGCACAUAGAAGAAUUUAAAACAAUUAUCAAAUUCAGGUGCAAUUAAAGUGGAUUUGGAGCUCUUGCACAACACACUUCUCUGAAAGAUCACACUUUUGCGAUAAGGAAAGUGGUGACAAAAUGCAAUAGAACAUACGGGGUGACACUUGGUUUGUGUGCAAAGUAGCUGCACUAAGGGAGAGGAAGGAGGUAUAGACAUGGGGCGACAGUGAACACAGGUGGAGAGUGGAGCUGUAGAAUAGAAGCGAGAAGUGGCUUCAGAAUUGGGUCAGGAAAGAGUUUAGUUAGUAGUUGCAUGAGGUGGCAAAAGGAAGCUCCAGGGGGUAAUGUGAGGGAGAAUGGCAAGCAGAGGAAGCUGGGGGACACCCCAAGUAAGUGUCAUAUACAUUGGUACCUCGGGUUACAAACACCUUGGGUUACAAACUCCGCUAACCUUGGGUUAAGAACUUUGUCCCAGGAUGAGAACAGAAAUUGUGCUGAGACAGCGGGAGGCUCCAUUAGCUAAAGUGCUACCUCAAGUUAAGAACAGUUUCAGGUUAAAAACAGACCUCUGGAAUGAAUUAUGGUAAGUUCAUAACCCUAGGUACCACUGUAUUAGCAAUCAAAUGUUACAAGCGCCAUUGCUUAUGGAAAUGGCAACACCUGAACAGAAGGGGUUGGUAUGGUAUCAGCAGACGGGAACCACGUUUCCAGAAGUACAAACAACUUUUAAAAAAUUAUAUGGAUGUAAAGGGAGGAACCUCUGAAACAGCCAAAGAGGACCAAAAAUGCUCACUGAGUACAAAAUGCUGCCUGACUCUUGGGGAGGGCAAAAGGGGAAUGGAUUGAAGCAUCCUGAACAGGAGCCCUCCACACGGCAACUGUUAAGCUGCAGAUCCUGCUUGUCAUGCCUAAUAGCCAAUCAUUGAUAGACCUACCGUCCAUUUAUUUGUCUAAAAUCCUAUUUUAAAACUGCCUAAUCCAGUGGUCAUUGCCAGAUCUUUGGGGAGUGAUUUGCAUACAUCAAUUAUUCUUCGUGUGCUGAAGUACUUUCUUUUGAUACGUGUGUUUCUUUUAUUUCUGGUGUGACUGCUCAGUCACAGAUUGUUUUGAAAGAAAACUAGUGUUACUUCUGAAGAAGUGUGCAUGCACACGAAAGCUCAUACCAAAAUAAAAACUUAGUUGGUCUUUAAGGUGCUACUGAAGGAAUUUUUUUUUAGUGUUAUGUAGUUAGUAACAAGCUUCCAGUUAGUUUGUAAAAGUAAUAUUUAUUUUAAGGCAAGAACAGCGUGAAAGUUUGUGUUGGGUAAAAAUGGAAACUCACCCCAAGUCCCUUUAAUUAGCGCGUGAUGAUGUCAUUAGGAAAACACACCUUCACAGUCUUAUAUUUGAUACCGGGACACACUGAUACAAAAACUGGUAAUAUAAUUAAAUUGCAAGACCACAUAGCUGAAAUACGAAACUACCUGAGGGAUUUGAGUUUGAUUUUGGGGGGGGGGGGUUCCUCCGUUUUUAGCUUUAUUGGGUGUAAAAAUACUAAUACAGUUUUAGCAAACCCUUUGAUUUCCACUUUAGCCCCCCUAGCUUUAUUUGCUGCGUUUAUAUUUCUGAAGUGCUGAAACUCCUUAAACACUAGGAUUAGAAUGCAAUACAUGCACUGAACUAAAGGAGCAACUAGGCCGUUUCUCUUUGCACUGCCUGGGCUUCUCGACAGCAGCAUGAUGGAAAUCUGUAUAAUGUGCUUUCUUAAAGGAAAACCACACAUACCGGUAUCCGAAUCUACUAUGUAUUUUAUUUGUGUGUGUGUGUGUGUGUGUUAUAUGUGUGUGUGUAUUUUAUUAUGUAUUGUAUAAAAUACUUUACGGAGAAGGGAGUGAGUGAAGAUCUACAUCGGGAAUAAGGGAGGAAUAAAACGGUACCAUCGGGGGUCUGCUACCCCUUCGGACUCCACCUUCGUGGGUGGGCCGGCCCUGGCAGCAUCCCUUGGGAGGACAGGGCGGGGCCCCCAUAGCUUUCCUCCCCAUCCGCCUCCGUGGGAACCAUCCGCGUGCCUCCUUGCUCCCAAACGAGGACUCCUUUUCCUCCCUCGGUUCGCGGGCGCAACGCGGCCUCCCAAAGAGAGGUCGAAGGGAGGAGGCGGAGGAGGAGGAGGAACACCUGGCUUCCUACGGUAUCACUCCACACACCGCCCCGCCAGCAGACGCAUUAACGGCGCAGGCGCGAGGCGCGCGCUGCUCCUUCCCGUCUCCAUGGUAACCAGCCUGAGGCGGCCGGCCGUUGACGGUUUUUUUUUUUAAAUGAGAGGCGGUUGGGCUCGACGCCUCCUAUGUCGCGGAGGCGUCUCUCGGUCCCCCCGGAGCUGAGCCGGCGGCAGGACCAGGCGCUGAGCGGGACCAUGCGCCUGGUGAGGGAGUUGGGGCCCACCGCUUUCGUCCUGCAGGAGGAAGAGCAGCGGGCGGCGGAGCACAGGGUUUUUCUGGGGAAUCCUCACUCGUGCAGCUGUUCAAUAUUUGUGAAAGAAAAGGAUCUUUGUAAACAUAUCUGCUGGUUAUUGUUGAAAAAAUUCAAACUUCCCAGAGACCAUGAAUGGGCUCUACAGUUGGGUCUUGUGGAAAGAGAAAUUAACCAAGUGCUUCAGGGUCUACAAGUUGCUCCCCAACCAAAGGUAUCUGCUAAUUCUACCAAGGAGCAGCAAACAGCUGAUGAUGGGUACAUUAAACAAAAGCAAAUUGAUGAUGAGGAUGUGUGCCCUAUUUGCCAGGACAAACUGCUGAAGAGAAUGCUUCCUGUCACUUACUGCAGGUUUGGUUGUGGCAACAACAUACACAUAGUAUGUAUGAAGAUCUGGGCUGAUCAUCAGAUAGAGUUAGAGAAAGAUUCUUUGGUGAAGUGUCCCCUGUGUAGGGAAGAUUUUGCACCGUUGAAACUUAUAUUGGAAGAAUUCAGAAACAGCAAAAGACUCAUCACUGUAGCAGAGAAGCAGCAUCUUGACAAACAUCUUGGAAUCCCUUGCAAUAAUUGCAGGGUAUGUCCCAUUGAAGGCAAUUGUUACAAGUGCACCGAAUGUAGUGAAUAUCACCUAUGCCAUGGAUGUUUUAGAAGAUUUUGUCAUCCUUCACAUAGCUUUGCUUUUCGUGAGAAAAGGAAUCAGAGAUGGAGGUCAGUUGAACCAGUAACACAACUAUCAACAUCAGAAAAUCUGCAGAACUUUAAUCCAGAGAAUUCUAAAGAGGAAAAACACGGGGAUAACUGCAUACCAGAGGGUAUAAUAAACUCAUUACCUACUGUGCUGGUUGGAAAAUGCAGCAGUUUACUUGAUCCAGGCUUGCAAUGUAGACUCUGCUUGAAGAUCUUUCGCCUUGGCCAAAUGACAAGAUUCUUGCCGUGUAAUCACAAGUUCCAUAGAAAAUGCAUUGACCAUUGGUUGCACAAAGAAAAUGCCUGCCCUAUUGACGGACACAUUGUGUAUAAUCCAUUAACCUGGGAGAAUGUACGAAGCAAAGGCGAAGUAACCCCAAUUAUGUCUCAAGCAAAGAAUAAGUUUACAAAGCAGGAUGUGCAGGAGCUUUUUAUACCAGGGACAGGAUUGCUUGUCAAGCAAGUGAAACCUGGCUAUGUUCUUGAGAAGUCUCAAAGUCAUAUUCAAGUGUGUUGUAAGAAGAAAAAUAAUUCAGAAUGUGAACAGAGUCUAACACGGAAUGGCUUCAGCUAUACUUGUACAAGAAGCUCUGCUUCUAGCCAGCACAGUACUCAGACAAUCAGAAAUUUGAAGUUUUCUAGAUAUGCUAAGGGUUUGUCUCUUAUUCCAAAGCCUUGUGCUGAUGUGUUGACACAGGAAGGAAUUGGCACUGCCUUGAGAGGUUUAUCUAUAACUCGAAGUGCCUUUUAAAUUUCCAUUCUGUGCACAUUUACUUGGGAGUAAGCCCCAGUGAACUCAGUAGGACUUACUUCUGAGUAAAUGUUUAUAGGUUCAGGAUGCAAGUUUAAUAUAUUUCAAAAGAACUAUUUGAAUUUAUUAUAUUCUUUUUCGCUCCUAUCUCAUAUCAGGAGCAAUCUCUGCAAAAUAGCCACUUGGCUUAAAUCAGUACUUCAUCUUAUAGCAAAUUAUGUCUGGCAACAUUAUGCCUGCACAAGUCAUAUACAUCCAUAUUGUUUCUGUUAAACAUGAUGAGAAAAAAAAUCUGUUAAUGUAUAAAGCAGUAAGACAUAAAUUUGCCAUUUAAAAUUUGACUAAUACAAAAUAUUUUCAUUUGAUCCUGCAUAUCAAAAAUUAGGAAGUCAUGUGCACAAAUGACUGCUGUGCAUGUUUUCCCUCCUGAUUUAGCAGCUGGAAGUGCAGGUAUGUGCCAUUUUUAAAAAGUUUUGAAACACCAUAUAGCAGCUACUCAUGGGGGCAAAACAGAGUUGAGGUUUUUCCCUCUCUCAGGUUUUUACUUUUAAAAAGUUUACAUAUGUGCUGUGUUGAAUUGGAGCCACUACUUCUAUAGCACUUCGUUUUAUGCAAGUACUCAGAAAUAUGUAUAGUGGAUGAAUGAACUAAGAACUACACCAUGUUGAACCAGGAAGUUUCAAGCAAAGGUUCAGAGCAUAUCAUAAGGAGCCUGAAAUUGCAAGAGAAGAGGUAUUAAUGAAGAAUUCCUUAAUUUUGAUCCCCUUGCCUUGGUUUGUCUCAGAUGAGAUUGCUUUGCAAAAUUUUAGGAAUGUUGUAAGUAGCUGCUAGAUAACAUUCCUAGGAAUGGAAGCCAAGCUUAGCAUAUCUGCUGCUUUGUUAAUUUAUAUUUGUUUUAAUUAUGGUAAUACAGCUCAUUUAUUGGGCAAUGCUUAUUUCAAGCAAGUAUACACAGAACCUAAUGUGCAUCCUUUAAAUUUGUACCUAUGCAUGAAGUCCCUAAAGUGAUAUAAAAUCAGUUGAUAAGAACAUGGAUCUUCUUUGUUCAUAGAAGUGGAAAAAUGAAUUAAAAUAUUAUCUUCCACAAUGAAAGAACACCCAGCUUUAUUUUGUAACAUCAAGGGGGAAAAAUAUUAACUAACAUGUCUCAAUGCAUCUUUUGGUUUUCAUGGGGGGGGAAAUACCAUAAGGUUCCAGUUCUGUGUACGGCUACUUCAGAGCAAGCGCCACUGACUUCUUUAUAAGCAUGUGGGGGGGGGGGGUAGCUUUACAUGAGAAAUUAGCUUUUUUGUGAGAAGAGUGCAUUGCUAGUGAAAUAACAAUGAUGCAUUAUCAUGUGAGUCCAGGAAUUGUUUUUAAAAGGACCAAGAAUCACAAAGGCUAUCUUCACAAGUUUUUAAAAUAUUUUUAUUAUAUUGCAUGAACUCUUUUAACAUCUUAUAAAUUUUAAGAUACACUGUAGCAAUAGAUCAUUAGUACCAUAGCAGUUACACACACAUGAUAUGCCACUCCCUGACAGAAUAGAAAAAUGAAGAAACUUUUUUAUAAAAAAAAAAA